CGCGUGUGUUCCUCCGCGCUCCGGGACUGCGACGCCCACGCGACCGACGCGCGCGCUCAGCUGCCGGUUCACUGCUGGAAGAUCUGAUGAGUGCAGAGCAGACAUGGGCUCGUUUGGAGAGAUGCUGUGGAUUUUACACUCGGUGGGAAUUUAUGCCCAAAUCAGCGCGAAUUUGGCGGUGGACAACCACGUAUCUGGAAACGCUCUUUUCACCGAGGUUCCUCGUGACGUGGUGUCUCAGCCUGGAGAUGAUGUGGAGAUGUCGUGCUCCUUCAGAGGAUCUUCUUCAUCCUCCUCCUCUCUGGAGAUCCAGUGGUGGUACACCAGACACAGCAGAGACUGGGCGGAGCCACACGCGUCCACAGCCAAUCAGGUGAUUCCACUGGAAAACACACCAAUGGGGGCGAAUAAAAUAAGUGUGGUAAAAGUGGUCGGCAGCAACAUCUCACAUAAACUCCGUCUAUCUAGCGUCAAACGAUCCGACGAGGGGACGUACGAGUGUCGAGUCAUUGACUUCAGUGAAAGCCAAACCCAGCGGUACAGAGUUCAGGCGUAUCUGCAGGUGCAACAGAAGAUUCAUAUCAAUGAGCAGAAAGAAGAAGAGAAGACAUCAGGGAUCCAGCAUGAGGAAGACGCGGCCCGUCGGGUUCAUCAUCAACCGCACGAGAGGAACAAGACCAGAGCGGGAAACAAACACCCGUCAGAGACACAGUGACUGUCCUGUUGAAAACUGCACACUAUAUCGAACGAGGACAGUCCUGGAUUUCAUAUCCGAAAUCCUUUUCCUUGUGGGGACAUUUUUGGUCCCCAUGAGGAAAACAGCUUAUAAAACAUACUAGUGUUUUUUUUUUUUUUUUUUAAUGUCAAAAUGCAGAAAGUUGUGUGUGAUCAUGGGUAGGUUUCGGGUCGGUUUAGUGAAUGGGGAGAGAAUAUACAGUUUGUACAGUAUAGAAAUCAUUGUGUCUAUAGAGAGUCCCCAUAAAACAUGAAAACUCAACAUGUGUGUGUUUUAUAAUAGAGCUGUUUCUAAAUGCGCUUUUACAUGAAUGUUCGACAGAUGUAGCCUACUGCAGUUUUCUAAUGUUGAAGUGAUUUUAAUGAUGCAUCUUCUGUACUUAGUUCUGCUUUAAUGUUACUUAUGGAAUUACAUGUUUGAGGAAUUUCUGAAGACAUCAAUUUAACCUAUUAAAAGGAAUUACGUAAUCCUCAA
Molecule: messenger RNA, 1210 nt
Organism: Pimephales promelas (fathead minnow)
Lineage: Eukaryota; Metazoa; Chordata; Actinopteri; Cypriniformes; Leuciscidae
Source: RefSeq, a predicted model, not a curated record